UAGAGAACAUCUGCAGCAGCAACUCAUGUGCAUUGAUGUGACAGACAACCUAAGAGUUUGUCCCUCGCAUCAAGGCUCUUCUUGCCGCCAUCAGCCCUACUAGCUUCCAACCGCGUGUGCUACCCCAUCGUGCCUAACCGGCUGAACGCUUCCGAUGCAGCCCCUGGCCAGUUCCCUCCGGGUCAAAACGCACUUUCCUUGUGAGCUCUUUCUCAGUGAGAUGUUGCAUGACGAAUCGACCAUCGAGCCAGCGUGGUGCACACUUUCUGAAAACCGGAAAGGAAACCUACUGUGCCCGAGCCGUGGGCCGAAUAUGAGAAGUCUUGGAAGUCAUGGCUCACGAGGAAAGGGUGGCGAGGACAUUCAGACGGAAGACAGCAACACGACACUUACACUACCACACAUGGUCAAGCCAUGCCCACGGCGUGCAAGUACCGAAAAAAAGCAGCGAAAGAAAACAUACAACACUCGGCAUUCGCUGGUCGUCACCGACCCAACUACUACUCAAGCCCUUGGUAGCUUAACUAUGGGAGAGCGGACGGGAUCCCGUGUUCUCUACCAGGUAUGGUCGUAUGUGAUGGUCGGCAUGAGGGAGUCGUGCUUAUAUGACUAGUCCUUUCCCGAACUCGCUUUGAUCAGGUUGAUGACGCUGCUACCGUCCAGGUCUCAAUCUCGGGUCCAAAAAGGACAGCUCAGCCAGAUGCUCCUUCCAAGCCACCAGAGGAUCCUCGGUCUCGGCCAGGACCGCCGCGCCCACCUUCUUCUUGACCCCGUAGAGGUACGGCUUCUCAUCUGCAUAGCAAUCCGUUUCUUGCUCAUCAGGCAGGGUGCCGUCC
Molecule: messenger RNA, 836 nt
Organism: Chaetomium strumarium
Lineage: Eukaryota; Fungi; Ascomycota; Sordariomycetes; Sordariales; Chaetomiaceae
Exons: 2
Coding region: 155-613 (152 amino acids)
Source: RefSeq, a predicted model, not a curated record